Molecule: messenger RNA, 2298 nt
Organism: Zea mays
Lineage: Eukaryota; Viridiplantae; Streptophyta; Magnoliopsida; Poales; Poaceae
Product: pre-mRNA-splicing factor prp45
Exons: 1
Coding region: 126-1955 (609 amino acids)
Biological process (GO): mRNA splicing, via spliceosome
Cellular component (GO): spliceosomal complex
Source: RefSeq, marked validated
AAUUAGAAUCAAACCCUAGCUUGUCCUCCUCGUCGAUUUCCCCUGACCCCCCACCAGGGCACCAGGCGACUCGCCGGAACCCUAGGUAGCCGCAGAUCCUACGCGCCGUGCACGCGGCCGCCUCCAUGGCGACGCUCAAGGAUCUCCUACCGGCGCCCAAGACGUCAGCGUCCACCUUCUACGACCACAGCAGCGACCCCUGGUUCAAGGAGCGGUACGGUGGGGAGUCGGCGCAGGCGGCCGCGGCGACGAGGCCCGCGGCCGCCGCCCGGCCCGUGCCACCUUACGGAAAGCGGACGGGGUUCGUGCCGCGACGGCCGGAGGACUUCGGGGAUGGCGGCGCCUUUCCGGAGAUCCACGUCGCGCAGUAUCCGCUCGGCAUGGGACGCCGUGAUGAUAAGGGCGGAUCCAAGAUCCUUGCGCUCACCGUCGACGCACACGGCAGCGUCGCCUUCGACGCCGUCGUCAAGCAGGGGGAGAACGCAGGCAAGAUCGUCUACUCUAAGCAUAGCGACCUCGUGCCGAAGAUAGCCACUGCCGAUUCCCAGGCGACGUCGGACGACGACGAGGAGCAGAAGCAGAUCGAGGAGACAACUGAACGGACCAAGGCCGCCUUGGAGAAGGUUGUCAACGUCCGCCUCUCUGCAGCUCAGCCCAAGAAUGUGCCGACUCAUGAUUCUGAGUCCAAGUUCAUCAAGUAUAAGCCGUCACAGCAAUCCGCGGCCUUCAAUUCAGGUGCAAAGGAGAGGAUCAUUAGGAUGUCAGAGAUGGCGGUGGAUCCUCUUGAGCCACCAAAGUUCAAGCACAAGCGUGUGCCCCGGGCGUCUGGGUCACCACCUGUACCAGUGAUGCACUCGCCGCCACGGCCAGUUACAGUGAAGGACCAGCAGGAUUGGAAGAUCCCACCUUGUAUUUCAAAUUGGAAAAAUCCAAAGGGUUACACGAUUCCGCUUGAUAAGAGGUUGGCGGCUGAUGGGAGGGGUCUGCAGGAGGUGCAGAUCAAUGAUAACUUUGCAAAGCUUUCUGAAGCAUUGUACGUGGCAGAGCAGAAGGCGAGGGAGGCAGUGCAGAUGCGCUCCAAGGUUCAGAGGGAACUUAUGCUGAAGGAGAAGGAGAGAAAGGAGCAAGAGCUAAGGGCACUUGCACAGAGGGCACGUAUGGAGAGGACUGGUGCCCCACCUGCACCAUCAGGUGUGCCUGCUGGUGGUGGCAGGGGAGCAAUUCAGGAUGUUGAUGAAGUUAUGGAUAUGGAGCAACCGCGUGAACCACGGGAAUCACGUGAGCAGCGCAGGGAGUCUAGAGAAGAGAGGGAAGGAAGGAUUGAGCGUGAUAGAAUCCGUGAGGAGCGCAGACGCGAGAGGGAGAGGGAGAGGAGGCUUGAAGCCAAGGAUGCUGCAAUGGGCAAGAAGAGUAAGAUCACAAGGGACAGGGAUCGUGAUAUCAGUGAGAAGAUUGCUCUUGGUAUGGCAAGCACUGGUGGUGCAAAAGGUGGUGAGGUUAUGUAUGACCAGCGUCUGUUCAACCAGGACAAGGGAAUGGACUCUGGUUUUGCCACAGAUGAUCAGUACAAUAUCUACUCUAAGGGUCUCUUCACAGCGCAGUCCACGAUGUCCACGCUAUACAGGCCUAAGAAGGAUGGGGAUUCUGAUGUAUAUGGUGAUGCAGAUGAACAGUUGGAGAAGGUUAUGAAGACUGAGAGGUUCAAGCCUGACAAGGGAUUUACUGGUGCUUCAGAGAGGACUGGCAAGCGAGACAGGCCUGUGGAGUUCGAUAAGCAGGAAGAAAAUGAUCCAUUUGGUCUGGAUCAGUUCUUGACUGAGGUGAAGAAGGGUAAGAAAGCUGUGGAGAAGAUUGGAGGUGGAGGAACCAUGAAGGCGAGUGGUGGGUCCUCAAUGAGGGAUGAUUAUGAUGGUGGAUCUGGGAGGUCCCGCAUCAACUUUGAAAGGGGGCGCUGAGGUAUUUGCUCUGCUUCUGCAGGUUUGGAAUGCUUUCUCAAAUAUCUUCUAGCAGAAUGUCAUAAGAAGCUGAACUCUGAUAAGAAAGAGCAUGGCUCCUGUGCUGUUAUAGCUCAUGUGCCUACUUUCAGUGGUUGUGCUUAAGAGUGUACUAUAUGGAUCCUAUGAUGUCUAUGUACUAUGCGUGUAUCUGUUCAUUAUAGGAGCUAUGAGCUUCGUUUAUCCAUGUUCCAUCAAUUGUUACGAACUUACGAUACAUGUUAUUGGGCUCUAUUAUUUCAUCAGUUAUCAUUUUGGGAUAUGGAUGGACUCAACGUGGCUAUUUGUUGCCAUGGUUGCUGCA